CGGCGUUUACUUUCGCUUGAAGCAGACUCGUUUCGGAACCGUUGUCUGCAUUUGUUGUUGUUAUUUGUCUGUCAUAAAUACUGAAACUGAUAUUUUAUUUGUUUAAAAAUGAAUACAUUUAAUUCACUGCUAAUUGGCUGCGCUUUGGCUUUGGUGCUGGUCCCAUCCAUUGGCUGGGCAGCUGAGAAAACCGCUACGAAUGAGGAGCCGAAAACAGAUGGUGAAAUAAAAAUUUACAAACGUCUCAUUCCUGCCGAUGUGCUCCGAGAUUUUCCUGGAAUGUGUUUCGCCUCGACUCGCUGUGCAACUGUUGAGCCUGGAAAGACGUGGGAAUUGACUCCGUUCUGUGGCCGUUCAACUUGCGUGCAAAACGAGGAGAAUCCUGCCAAACUGCUGGAACUCGUGGAGGAUUGCGGACCGUUGCCUUUGUCGCUGGCCAACGACAAAUGCAAGCUGGACACGGAGAAGACAAAUAAGACGGCUCCAUUCCCAUUUUGCUGUCCAAAAUUCAUCUGCGAACCUGGCGUCAAACUGGAAUAUCCCGAAGUGGAGAAGGAUGCCGACGAAAAGAAGAAGAACUAAGCUUUUGACCUUUUUCACUGUUAACUGUUUACUGUAAUCAGUUGGAUUUUGUAAAUAAGCACAAUUUUUUGUAAAAUAACCGAAUACUUAAUAAUAAACUUUGUUAGAUUUGA
This is a messenger RNA of Drosophila grimshawi, 695 nucleotides long. RefSeq lists its product as uncharacterized. The record is from RefSeq and is a predicted model, not a curated record. The transcript is spliced from 3 exons. The coding region runs from base 109 to 582 and encodes 157 amino acids. Lineage: Eukaryota; Metazoa; Arthropoda; Insecta; Diptera; Drosophilidae.